Andrographis paniculata is the source of this 1974-nucleotide messenger RNA. RefSeq names its product protein EMSY-LIKE 3-like. Lineage: Eukaryota; Viridiplantae; Streptophyta; Magnoliopsida; Lamiales; Acanthaceae. The transcript is spliced from 10 exons. Gene Ontology annotation, biological process: defense response to fungus. The record is from RefSeq and is a predicted model, not a curated record. Gene Ontology annotation, cellular component: nucleus. Bases 307 to 1626 code for a protein of 439 amino acids.
AAUUGUUUCUGUACGAACGCAGCGGCACUUCCGAGCGGAGGAAAGGAAAGAACCGAAGGAAGGCGGAACUCAAAUCUCUGCGUUAAUCCAAUUUCACCAGCAUUUUUCACGUCCGUGGCGGCACCGUCAAUCGCACGCCCGAUCGAUCGCCUCCGAUUUGCGCAGAUAUCAAUCGCGUUUGUUUAGGCUCGACGACGGAUUUGAGAUCUUCGCGAGGUUUCUCUUCUGCGCUCGUGCCGUUUUGGUCGGAUUCUUGAGUUUCGAGUUGCGGCGCGGAUCGUAAUCUCUGCCCUGCAAAAGCUGGCUAUGGAUUACGAGCCUUACGACAGUAGCGGAACUGAUGAUGAUUUUCCUCCACCUCACCAAAAUCGGAUUUCAAGGGGAGGCCGUGUUGCUGGCAAUGGAAGGGCUUCUGGUAAUGGAAGGCCUGCUGCCAUGGGUUCUGUUCCAUAUCCUGUGAUGUAUGACGAGGCAGAAAUGGAAAACCAAAUUCAUCAGCUUGAACAAGAAGCAUACAGUUCUGUUCUACGAGCCUUUAAAGCUCAAGCUGAUGCCCUUACUUGGGACAAGGAGGGUUUAAUAACCGAAUUAAGAAAAGAGUUAAAAUUGUCGAAUGAGGAGCACAGGGAUAUUCUCAGCAGGGUUAAUUCGGAUGAGACAAUCAGAAGAAUAAGGGAAUGGAGAUCAUCUGGCGGGAUUCAACCGGGCGUCCAUGUUGCUAAUCAUGCACUACGCGAGGCAGUGCCAAGUCCUUCUGUGUCAGCUUCACGUAAAAAACAGAAGGUAGCCUCGACGCUACCUUCCCAAUCCUUUGGUGGCCCACCCCCUCCUUUCCACACACAGGGAAUGGCAGGAACAAACCAACAAUCCUCAAAACGAGGAUCCAUGACAGGCUCAAAAGUUAAAAAGCACAAACCCGGUCUGCCAGGCUCAUCUUCAAUGAAGAUGCAAUAUUCCUCUGGUCCAGCUGGUAGAGGUCAGUUUGGUAACCGGUUUGGGACUGGUGGGGUCACUAAUGAGGCUGCAGGGGGAGGUUCAUUUGAUCCAUUGAUUGGAAGGAAAGUACGUACCAGAUGGCCUGAUGAUAAUAAUUUCUAUGAGGCUGUUAUAACUGAUUAUAAUGCAGCUGAGGGCCUACAUGCACUUGUUUAUGACAUAAAUACUCCAAAUGAGACAUGGGAAUGGGUCAACCUAUCUGAGAUUUCUCCUGAGGACAUACAAUGGGCAGGUGAAGACCCUGUAAUUUCUCGCCAUGGAAAUUAUGGUGGACCAGGCCAUGGACUGAACCAUUCUCUGGGGCGAGAUAACAUUGCUCCUGGUCCCGGAAGAGGGAGAGGAUUGCCAAAAGGUCAUUCCAGGAAGGAUUUUCCACCUUCCCAGAAUGGCCUUGGCAAGAAGGGACCUGACGACAUACAGUUGCUUCAUACCGAGACUCUCAUUAAGGAGGUAGAGCGGAUUUUUGGUGCCAGUCAUCCCAACCCUGUGGAGAUUGAGAAAGCUAAGAAUGUGCUAAAGGAGCAUGAACUUGCGCUUACGGAAGCCAUUGCAAGACUAGCCGAUUUAUCUGAUGGUGAAAGUGACGAGGGUGGCCGCUUCAUCCAUGGGCAGGCAAUAGAUCGAGAAUAAAUACAGAAGAAGGUGGUAGAAGGGUGACAAGAUUGGGAAGGUUUUAGACAAGGUACCUAGCAAUUAGGACCAGAAUUGAGCGAUGAGGUAAGAACCAGAAAAACUGAUAUUAGGGGCAUUGGAUUGUGAUACAAAUGCAAUUUGCAGCAGCUGCCUUAAGUCCCCGUUAGCCCCCUAACAUUUUGAUUGUUUCAGGUCUCACUAAAUUAGGGUUUUGUUCUUUCAUUAACAUUAGUGUUUCUUUUGUAAAAUAUUGCUGCUGCUGCUGCUGUUGGUGAUGAUGAUGAUGAUGAUGUAAAAAUUUCAAGUCUUGGCUGCGGUCUAUUAAAGUUUCUCUUCUUUCUCCUC